GGAACAACAGCUGGGCCUGCAGAGUGUCUCAAACGGACGCCGACUGUACAUCAUGUUGGGAGAUCAAUUGAAUCUCAAAGAGUGUACUCGGCGCUCAUGAAGCGAAUCAACCAGGCUGCAGCAAAAGACGGCGAGAAAGUAGUUUCCGCGGGCACUGUCAAAGAACGUCUCCCUGUCCCUGAACGGGCGUCGUCGGUUUGUUCUCAGUAUAGCAACUGCAGCAUCCGCCACACAGGAAGUGACCUAUCUAUGAAAACCGCACGAACUUCCUUUGGCACUGAGUUGCAACUUCAAGGUGUCCAAAGUCGAUCCCCUCUGCGUUUCGACUAUCCGGGUAACAAUUGCAGUCUCUCUCCUCAGCAGGUCGCGCAGUGUGGUCAGAGCCCAUCGGGCCGCCGAAAGAUAUCCUUACGAGAACCAGAAUCCACGUUCUUCCCAUCGACUUCAUAUGCCAAGCCAAAAACUCCGAGUCCGUACAGAUUGGCUAUGAGCUCAAUCCGCGAAAGUGAAGGCCAUUCUGAAGACGAGACAGGAAGUGUUAUCGUGUCCAAGACAGCCAACUCGGGAAGCACAUCGGAUUCCCCAAGUGUGUACUCGAGGACCCCGAGCGGCCAUAUACCCAGCCAGGAAAAUCUGCGACUCGAUCCCGACGCCUUUGAACCUGCGCAGCCGGGGAUGGCUACCAUCUUUACCAGUCAUGGAACAACGUAUACCUCUCCGAAGAAAGCCAGUUCUCUGACUGCAGAGACUCGGAUUAGACCUAGUACUGAAUGGAAAAGCUGGAUGAACUCACAAAUAAACAAGAUUGACGAGUUUGAAUCCUCCAAACUGUCCAAAGGGCCUUUGUCAAGGGAUCACUACAGGGAGGAAACACAAAUUGAUGGCGAAGCUCAGCAGGCAGGUGCAGCAGACAAUCCUCCACGUUCAGCCAGCGGAAACGAAAAACGAGCUUCACCUCCUCGGGCUAAAGAGAGCAAUACUUCCCGGAAUGUCUCCGACAGGAGUCCGUUGAUGGAGUUGAAGAUCCCUGCGCAAAGUAACUACUCUCGGCCGCUCAGUCGACAAACCAAUGCACCUGUCAUGGCACCAGCACGGGUCUCUCCUAGUAACAGCUUAUUGCUCUGUCCGUACCAAGAGAGCGGCGGCAUCCAUCACCCUUCGUCCAAGUUUACUAGCAAUCCAGAUCGGUUCUCUUUUGCAAAGUCCAACGAGUCUAUUGAAACCCCAGAGUCUCCUACUCCCAGAAGGAGUCUCAGAGCAACCAGGGAGGCGAGGUUGCAACGCAGCUCUGUGACUCGAAGCACAAUCAGACCGAUUGUGGACAGGAACGACGCAAAAGCGGUGCAGUUUCGCUCAAUUCGAGGGGUACAUGACUACGGCAGGUUUACCAACGAGAACACGAGAAAUCCGGGGGGCACUCACGAUCCAGAGAGCGAAAUGCACAAGCAGCUCCAGGGGAUUCACUCGACUAUUGACAGCAAACGGAUGGUGGAACUCUUUUUGAGCAGCCGACGGGGGCAGAGGGGAGAAUCGGAAGACAGCGGGGCUGUCUUUCUAUAG
This is a messenger RNA of Rasamsonia emersonii CBS 393.64, 1560 nucleotides long. RefSeq lists its product as uncharacterized. The annotation marks the transcript as partial. The transcript has a single exon. The record is from RefSeq and is a predicted model, not a curated record. Lineage: Eukaryota; Fungi; Ascomycota; Eurotiomycetes; Eurotiales; Trichocomaceae.